AUGCCUGAAAUCGAAAGACUUUUAAAUCAUGGGCCACCAAAAUCAUCGUAUAUCAAAUACAACAAAAAUGCAUUAUUUUCUUAUUCUUCGGAAAACGCUGACACAUUCCAGCAUGGCUAUUUAGGAAUAGGCCCAUCAUCAGUUUCUGGUUCUCUCCAUCUUCGUUAUUCUGAUAAGUCGCCUCUAAUAGCCAAUAGUAUUGAAUUAGUAUUUAUUGGCGAUGAAUUUAUAACAUAUCAAUUGGAAAGUGAUAACCGAUGGCUUUCAACAACUCGUAGUCAAAAAUUUGCCGAAUAUACUUAUUGUCUAUGGGAAAGUAAAGAAUCCCAGUCAAUUACGAAUCUCGACUUAAGAUUUAAUAUUCAACUUGAGGACGAUUUGCCUGGUUCAUUUAUCUGCAUUUUACCAGAAAGUGGAAAGAUUGAGUAUAUAAUUCAGGCAAGAGUAAAGAUGAACAACAACCAUCCCGAAAUAAUAACUUCAGCUAGAUGUCAUUUGACACGAUGGAGUUUACCAUUUACUAAAAUGUUGAAUGAACCGAUCAAAAUGAAAAGACCUGAUUACAACAAGUCUAACAAUAAAUCUUAUAUUGACGACAUUUUAUUUGAGGGAUUAUUGGAUAAAUUCUGGUAUGAAAUGGGUAGUGAAAUCUCGGUUCAACUCAACCUAAAACUUCCAAGAAAAGAUAUUGCAAUCAAAAAUAUUAAAAUGCGAAUUCAUGAAUUUCAAUCAUUUGUUAACCCUACGAAUGGUCUCAAUGAGAUUCUUGCAAUGAAUAAAUUAAGAGCUUUAUCAUGUAAAAUUAAUGGAGUCAACAUCUCAACCUUUUAUCGUCCCGAAGAAGAUAUAUACGCUUUAAUGAUAGGAACGAAUGUACCUCCUCUUGCGAAUAACCAAAUGACACCAGAGUUGAUCGGAACGAAAAUCAUGCAGUUUAUUCAAAUUUGGCACCGAUUGAGAAUUAAAGUAAAUUUCAGAGAUAACAAACAAUUAAUCUUGCAAACUGAAAUUGGAAUCAGAAAUUGUUUAUCUUCUAAAGAAAUUCAGAAUGGUAGACACAACGGAACUAUUUAUCCAGAAAGUUAA
This is a messenger RNA of Acaulospora morrowiae, 1086 nucleotides long. NCBI's taxonomy places the organism in Eukaryota, Fungi, Glomeromycota, Glomeromycetes, Diversisporales, Acaulosporaceae. The record is from the annotation of a GenBank genome assembly.